GGGAUUCGGAAUUUAUGGUAAAAGUGCUAAUUGAGUGAGAAUUGUGAAGGUUGUGACCAGAAUGCAUCGAGCCAACAAUCGUCAAACAUUCUCUCAAUUCGAGGAUCUUCCGCACAAUCACUAUAGAUGUCAUAAUGCCAAUCAACCUCAAGAGCAACUUCGUUCAUCAUCUAGGCAAUCGUCUUCGUCUGCUACAUCAACAUGAACUCACAGUUGACAAUAACCACAUACGAAUCAUGAGUCAUUGGGAUCGAAAAUCACGCAAAGACGAUGUUUAUCCGGGAGGGUUAUCAUCUUCGUCCUCACGUGGACACAAUACAGAGUUGACAGCUUCAAAAUAUAAUCGCCAAUCCACGGACGCAAGAAGCUGGGAGACGAAACGUGGUCGAUCGCGUUCUCCUCACAGACGGUCAACUGCAACGAAGAUCGUGUCAUCCAACGAAACUAAAGAUAUUAACCGUGGAAAUUCACCAUCUGAAAAGGCUGGAGUUAUACUAUUCAAUGACACUGCUGGACCUAGUCAUUUGAUGUGUCAUGGAAAGCGACGACGAUUGCCAGAUCAAGAACAGCAUUCUCGGAAUGAACAUGAAUAUGAACCCCGAUUAUCGAGUGAAAAAUCAGAAACCAAUCUGAUUAAUUUCUCAUUUUUGGAUCACAAAAGCGCAUUAAAUCGUGUACUUUUGGGUUACUGCAGUCGAGAUCAGCUUGUUAGCGAUCCCCACGAUUUCUGGCUGUUUGUUAACAAGUACGAAGUUCUUCUGAAGAAAAGUGGUCAAAGUAUUUUGCCGGAACCAAAAAGUCUGACCGAAUUGCGAACCGAUGAACCCAUUCAGAAACAGUACAACAAGGCCUUCAGUACAACGUUUUCCUUGACCGUUCCGUUCGAGGAGCUUUAUAGUCGAUUGCGGCAUACAGACGGUAGCGACAAAUUCAGUAAACUGCAACUGAAGCAAUUUUUGCAGAUAGUCGUACACUAUCUGGAUUUCCGCCAGAAGGAACGAUUUGAUAAGCUAAUAAAACUACGGGAGGCUCAAGCUAAUCUUCCAGUGGCCAAACAUCGAGAUGAAAUAAUGGCGGCAGUGAAAAAUGAACAAGUAGUUAUACUUGCAGGUGAUACAGGUUGCGGUAAAUCUACGCAAGUACCGCAAUAUUUAUAUCAAGCUGGAUUCGAUAAAGUAGCUUGUACGCAGCCCAGGCGAAUCGCCUGUAUAUCGUUAUCUAAGCGAGUUGCCCAUGAAAUGUUAUGCGAGUAUGGAACUCAGGUUGGCUAUCAGAUUCGAUUUGAGCGAAGUAAAAGUACCAAAACAAACAUAUUGUUUAUUACGGAAGGCUUACUAUUGCGUCAACUUUCGGCGGAAGAUAACCUUUCACAAUAUUCGGUUAUUAUAUUGGAUGAAAUACACGAGCGACAUCUGCAUGGAGAUUUUCUGCUUGGUAUCACAAAAUGUCUGAUCAGAGCGCGACCGGAUCUCAAGAUAGUACUCAUGUCUGCCACAAUCAACAUAAAAUUAUUCGGUGAGUAUUUCGCCGAAGAAAAAGCUCAAAUUAUUGAGGUACCCGGUCGAUUGUUUCCUAUCAAACUGCACUACAUGCCACAAGUACCGGAUGCAUUUGGCAGCAAGCAAAAAACCAGUGAUCGUAUCAAUCCAGAGCCCUAUGUGCAGCUUUUGCAGCUUAUCGAUAAAAAAUAUCCCCCGACGGAGAAGGGUGAUGUCCUUGUAUUCCUCAGUGGAUUGAAUGAGAUAACUUCAAUCGUGGAUGCUGCUAAAGAGUAUUCAGAAAAGAACAAAAACUGGAUCAUUCUUCCGUUGCACAGCACCCUAUCCAUAGCUGAACAAGACAAGGUAUUCGAUUAUGCACCGGAAGGAAUGAGGAAAUGUAUCAUAUCGACCAAUAUAGCGGAAACAUCGGUGACAAUAGAUGGAAUCCGGUUUGUUAUAGAUUCUGGGAAGGUCAAAGAAAUGAGUUUUGACCCAACAACAAAAAUGCAAAGGCUAAAGGAGUUUUGGAUUUCGAAGGCAUCAGCUGAACAGCGAAAAGGACGAGCUGGAAGAACUGGGCCUGGAGUUUGCUACAGAUUGUACUCGGAAAAGCAGUUCUACGACUUUGAGGCGUACACUACGGCAGAGAUAUUGAAAGUUCCACUGGAGUCAUUGCUCUUGCAGAUGAUUUCGAUGGGACUUCCCAACGCCCGUUUGUUCCCGUUCGUCGAAGCACCUCCGUCCGAAAAUAUUGAGAAUGCAAUCAUGAAUUUAAAACAUCACGAAGCAUUAAUGGCUGACGAAAAGCUGACUGUUUUGGGAAAAGCACUUGCAAAGAUUCCAGUAGAUAUAGGAAUUGGCAAAUUGUUGCUAAUGGGAUGCGUCUUCCAGCAACUGCAACCAGUACUGACACUGGCUGCUGCUCUGAGUGUUCAGUCACCGUUUACCGUUCGUGCCUAUAGAGAACCUGAAUGUGAGCGAGCUCGCAAAUCCCUCGAAUCGGAUCAUGGUGACCCAAUUACGUUGCUGAAUGCGUACAAAGAAUGGUUGGAGCUUAAACAGAAUCGUGUAGAUUACAGGAGGGAUGAGCAAGGAGAAAGCACUAAAAGGUGGUGCCGUAGACGGGGGCUUGAGGAACAACGGUUCUACGAAAUCACUAAGCUUCGAAGGCAGUUUGGAGAUCUUCUACAGGACUGCGGUUUGAUGGAGAAUAUAAACACGGAAAAUUUGACCAGUGCAGACCGUGCAAUCCGGCAUGGUGAGCUACGACAACUGAAGGAACUGCGACGGGCGCAUCGGAUGGAAGCUCCCCGAAGAAGGAAGAUUUUGAAAUCUGAUCCAUGGGGAACUGAGGAAGGAGAGGAAGAUGAUGGAAAAGUUGAUAUAAGAGAUGUAGAAUUUCGAUUAAGUCAUGAUUCUUCGAAGUUGCAAGAUCUCGUUUCUGGAGCCACAGCGUGCAGUUAUAGAGACUUGAUGACACUGAAAUUAAUUUUGGUGAGUGGUUUAUAUCCACAGAUCGCAAUCGCUGAUGAGUAUAACUAUUGUAAGAGCCCUACUGAACAGUUCUUCCACACAAGAGCCAAACCAUAUGUGUCACUUCAUCCGAUGGGGUAUUUCGGAAACAACGCACAAGUGCUCCAACUCGCUGAGGAUAACAUAAUAGAAAAGACAGGACUGUAUAAAUCUCGUCUGCCGCUCAGUUCCAACCACCAACUCUUAUGCUAUUUGACUUUGCUGGAAACGAACAAGACUUAUCUGAUGAAUACCCUUCGGAUGCCAGCAGCUCAAACACUUCUCCUGUUCGCACACACAAUCGAUACCAAUCUAACGAUGUCUCGUCUUGUUUGUGAUUCUUGGUUGUGUCUGGAUUUCCCUUCUCCGGAAAGUGGUCAAACGUUACUUCUGAAAGCUACUAAUUUGAGACGUUUGUGGAAUAAAAUGUUAGCGGAGAAAUUGAAAGUUCUCACACAAACUGCCGACGAAGCGUUAGGCAAAAAUGAACGGGAGAAAUCUAUUGAGCAGACAAAUUAUGAAUUAUGGCAGGAUUUGGCUCAAUUCAUGAACACCGAGGUAUGUUAUACUAUCAAAAGGUUACUUCCUGCCGAUGCGAAAAUUUUGUACAAAGAAUCAUUGUCGGAAAUGCCAGUGGACCUGGAGCCGAAUCCCUUUGCCGAAGAAUUUUCGCUAGUUCCAAAUGAACUCAAAGGAGGAGUGCAUAUUUCGGAGAAUAUUUUAUAUGCUUGUCUGGCGGAAACUGAUUGGAGUAUGCAAAUGUAUGAUGAUAUAAUAUCUAAUGAUUGGGAAUGUACCAACUGCAACUGUACAUACAAUUUAACUGGUAUCCAAAAACUACAACAUAAAAUCGUGUGCAAACCAAGUGCGUCAGGAACGGAAUCACUAUCGACGACACCGUCCUCCAGUGGCAAACAAAAACCUAAUUCAAAACAAUUCCAUUGUCCAGUGUGCGAAACAACUUUGUCUCUUACAGCCAUUGACAUUUUGAAGCAUAAAAAGUCCUGCAUCGAAAAAGUAGAUAAACAAGUCAACUAAAUUUCUACAAUAUUUAUUGCUUUACAUGGAUGUUAAUUAAAACAGUUUAAAUGACCUAUUGAAUAAAUAUUACACGACAAGAUUGAUAUUCGA
This is a messenger RNA of Toxorhynchites rutilus septentrionalis, 4124 nucleotides long. RefSeq names its product probable ATP-dependent RNA helicase DHX34. Gene Ontology annotation, biological process: nuclear-transcribed mRNA catabolic process, nonsense-mediated decay. The transcript is spliced from 8 exons. The record is from RefSeq and is a predicted model, not a curated record. Lineage: Eukaryota; Metazoa; Arthropoda; Insecta; Diptera; Culicidae. Gene Ontology annotation, cellular component: intracellular anatomical structure. Bases 135 to 4031 code for a protein of 1298 amino acids. Gene Ontology annotation, molecular function: ATP binding; RNA binding.